AGAGAGUAAAAUCAGAAUGCAGGAUUUCACCGUAAUCUCCACACCAGAUGGUGAUGUUCCAAAUAGUCUUUUUAAGGUGAACAUGUGACCUACUGUACAGCCGAGGGGCUCCGGCGUCACGUGACAGAAUGAAUAAUACGUCUGAUAGAGCUUUGACUAGACAACUGACCUGGUUACCAUCUGUAGCCACGAGAAGCAAAGUUGACGUUUCUGGAUCACUCUCCCCAGAAGCGUCGCCUGCCCACUUCUGGGACGUGCAGCUUCGCGGAGGGACUGACACACAGGGACAGACAGGAAGGAGCUGAAACUCAACUUGCAGAACUGGGGCUACUUUUCUUCUUCCCCAUCCCCCCACCUCCUGACAGACCACAUCUUGACUCAUACGGUUGAAAGAAAACUCUUUCAGUUAUUUGAUAUUUGGGAAACCUCCAGGAGACCAUAACUUUGUUUUGAGGAAGCGUCUGUCUCUCCCUUUGCUGGGAACGCUGGCGUGCGUGCGCACACACCCAGACACACACUCACACACUCACACACAGCUCUACACCAUGGUGGUUCAGGCUGCAGUGGCUCCGAAUAGAUCCCAAAGACUUUUACUGAAAAUUCCUUAUGGAUCUUUGAGAAGACGCAGCGUGGAGAGGAUGACGGAGGGCCGUCGAUGUCAAGUACAUCUUCUUGAUGACAGGAAGCUGGAACUCCUGGUACAGCCCAAACUUUUGGCCAAGGAGUUGCUUGACCUCGUGGCCUCGCACUUCAACCUGAAGGAAAAGGAGUACUUUGGAAUAGCCUUCACAGAUGAGACGGGACACUUAAACUGGCUUCAGCUAGACCGAAGAGUGUUGGAACAUGACUUUCCCAAAAAGUCAGGACCCGUGGUUUUAUACUUCUGUGUCAGGUUCUACAUAGAAAGCAUUUCAUACCUAAAGGAUAAUGCCACCAUUGAGCUCUUCUUUCUGAAUGCUAAGUCCUGUAUCUACAAGGAACUGAUUGAUGUAGAUAGUGAGGUGGUGUUUGAAUUAGCCUCCUAUAUUUUACAGGAGGCGAAAGGAGAUUUUUCUAGUAAUGAAGUGGUGAGGAGUGACCUGAAGAAGCUGCCAGCACUUCCCACCCAAGCCCUGAAGGAGCACCCGUCCCUGGCCUACUGUGAGGACCGAGUGAUUGAGCACUACAAGAAACUGAACGGCCAGACCAGAGGUCAAGCAAUUGUGAACUACAUGAGCAUCGUAGAGUCUCUCCCCACCUAUGGAGUUCACUACUAUGCAGUGAAGGACAAGCAAGGGAUACCAUGGUGGCUGGGUCUGAGCUACAAAGGAAUCUUCCAGUAUGACUACCACGAUAAAGUGAAGCCAAGGAAGAUAUUCCAGUGGAGGCAGUUGGAAAACCUGUAUUUCAGAGAAAAGAAGUUUUCUGUGGAAGUUCAUGACCCACGCAGGGCAUCUGUGACGAGGAGGACGUUCGGGCACAGUGGCAUUGCAGUACACACGUGGUACGCGUGUCCGGCGUUGAUCAAGUCCAUCUGGGCUAUGGCCAUUAGCCAGCACCAGUUCUAUCUGGACAGGAAGCAGAGUAAGUCUAAAAUCCAUGCUGCACGAAGCCUGAGUGAGAUCGCUAUUGACCUGACCGAGACUGGAACACUGAAGACCUCAAAGCUGGCCAACAUGGGGAGCAAAGGGAAGAUCAUCAGUGGGAGCAGCGGGAGUCUCCUGUCAUCAGGUUCUCAGGAAUCAGAUAGCUCCCAGUCUGCCAAGAAAGACAUGCUGGCGGCCUUGAAGUCCCGGCAGGAAGCUCUGGAGGAAACGCUGCGCCAGCGGCUGGAGGAGCUCAAGAAACUCUGCCUCCGAGAAGCUGAGCUGACGGGCAAACUGCCCGAUGAAUAUCCCCUAGAUCCAGGGGAGGAGCCACCCAUUGUUCGAAGAAGAAUCGGGACGGCCUUCAAGCUGGAUGAACAGAAAAUUCUGCCCAAGGGAGAGGAAGCUGAGCUGGAACGCCUGGAACGAGAGUUUGCCAUUCAAUCCCAGAUUACGGAGGCUGCCCGCCGCCUUGCCAGUGACCCCAAUGUCAGCAAAAAACUGAAGAAACAAAGGAAAACCUCUUAUCUGAAUGCACUGAAGAAGCUGCAGGAGAUUGAGAAUGCAAUCAAUGAGAACCGCAUCAAGUCUGGGAAGAAACCCACCCAGAGGGCCUCGCUCAUCAUCGACGAUGGAAAUAUUGCCAGUGAAGACAGUUCUCUCUCAGAUGCCCUCGUUCUAGAAGAUGAAGACUCUCAGGUCAUCAGCACACUGUCCCCCUUACAGUCUCCUCACAAGGGACUCCCUCCUCGGCCACCAUCGCAUAACAGGCCCCCUCCUCCCCAGUCCCUGGAGGGACUCAGACAGAUGCACUAUCACCGCAACGACUAUGACAAGUCACCCAUAAAGCCCAAAAUGUGGAGUGAGUCCUCGUUAGAUGAGCCUUAUGAGAAGGUCAAGAAACGCUCCUCCCACGGCCAUUCCAGCAGCCACAAGCGUUUUCCCAGCACAGGGAGCUGUGCCGAAGCAGGAGGGGGAAGCAGCUCCCUCCAGAACAGCCCCAUCCGCAGCCUCCCUCACUGGAACUCACAGUCCAGCAUGCCCUCCACACCAGACCUGCGUGUCCGGAGUCCCCACUACGUUCAUUCCACGAGAGUCCGCAACCCCUCCCCUGGCCCCCCAGACCCACCAGCCUCUCCCUGCAGGUCCGUGGACCUCAGCCCAACGCGCCUGCACAGCCUUGCCCUGCACUUUCGGCAGCGGAGCUCCAGCCUGGAGUCCCAGGGCAAGCUCCUGGGCUCGGAAAACGACACAGGGAGCCCUGACUUCUACACCCCACGGACUCGUAGCAGCAAUGGCUCGGACCCCAUGGACGACUGCUCAUCUUGCACCAGUCACUCGAGCUCGGAGCACUACUACCCAGCGCAGAUGAACGCCAACUACUCCACAUUGGCGGAGGACUCACCAUCCAAGGCGCGCGCACGGCAGCGACAGAGACAGCGGGCAGCGGGCGCGCUGGGCGCAGCGAACUCGGGCAGCAUGCCCAACCUAGCGGCGAGGGGUGGCGGCGGGGGCGCACCUGGGGUCUACCUGCACAGCCAGAGCCAGCCCAGCUCGCAGUACCGGAUCAAGGAGUACCCGCUGUACAUUGAGGGGGGCGCCACACCCGUGGUCGUGCGCAGCCUGGAGAGCGAUCAGGAGGGUCACUACAGCGUCAAAGCGCAGUUCAAGACCUCCAACUCCUACACAGCCGGUGGCCUCUUCCGGGAGAGCUGGAGAACCAGCGAAGAGGGCGACGCGGGACGUCUGACUCCAUCACGCUCACAGAUUCUGGGGACUCCGUCGAUGGGCCGCGAGGGCAUCCAUGACAAGGGCACAGGGCGCACAGCUGUAUCAGAUGAGCUGCGCCAGUGGUACCAGCGCUCCACUGCCUCCCACAAGGAGCACAGCCGCCUGUCGCACACCAGCUCCACCUCCUCCGACAGUGGCUCCCAGUACAGCACCUCCUCCCAGAGCACCUUCCUGGCCCACAGCAGAGUCACCCGGAUGCCCCAGAUGUGCAAGGCCACAUCAGCUGCCUUACCUCAAAGCCAGAGAAGCUCAACGCCUUCGAGUGAAAUUGGAGCAACCCCCCCAAGCAGUCCCCACCACAUCCUAACCUGGCAGACUGGGAGCUACAGUGAUAGCUGUUUCCUGGAUUCCUCCCUCUAUCCAGAACUAGCUGACGUCCAGUGGUGCGGGCAGGAGAAAGCCAAGCCCGGGACCCUCGUGUGAGCCAGCGGCCUCAAUCUGACCGCAUCAAUGCCAUUCUGAGAUCACCUCACUGCCUCUCAUUUGCCUUACCCAGACGCACUGUCACCCUGCACCAGCUUCGACCCUCGGCACUUUUCUUCUCCUGUCUCCGCAUCCCCUCACACUCAAAAACCUGACUGAGGAGACAUUCUGCAAGGUUCCGGUCCCACUGUGUGUCCCCUGGCUCUCUUGCCUACAGACAGCCAGGCACCUAUCCUCAAUGGCACCUUGGUGGCUUCCCCCUGCCAUGACAGCCCCUUGGCCAGGAACCGUCAGGGAAGCUGGCUGGCAUCACAUUCCUGUGGACAAGUAGCAUGUACAGAAAACAGGAAAGGAGACUUACAUACAGGGUGACCCAGAAAGACUUUUAAGCUGUGGCCAGCCUGCCACCUGGAGGCCAACCCAGCACUUCAAGAAGAGGAAGCCUGGUGGGAAUGUCUAGUUGACACCUGACAUAUUCCUUGGUGGGGAGGGGGAGGUAAUGAAGAAUGAAAAAGGAAGCUUAACAUGUCAGAGAUACAUCAGAGGAUCACAAUCAGUUCUAUGCUGCCAAAGAUUUAAAAAAUUAAAAAAUAAAAACAAAUAAGAGGGGCCAAGAGGAAGACAUUCUUUGUGCAAUGAAAUACCCUUCAAAUUCUAAACUGCUACAACACACACGUCAGAGUCAACCAUUUGUAAAUUGUUUCCCCUCUCUACCCCUCCCCCUUAACACUCACCUUCUCUGUCAGUGGAGAGCCUGAGAACUGAGCUGAUGUGCUGCUGGUAACGUCGGCGGGGCCUUGGCUGGCAUGGCUGGCUCGGAGCUGACACGGAGCUCUGCGAGUCUGGACGUGAAGUGGAGCAGACCUGUGGGGAGCAGCAGAGUGUACUGUUAGCCUGUCUGUGCCCAGGACACAAAGCUGCUUUCCUUUUGGGGUUUGUAGGAAAUGCAAGGUGGUGAUGCCAAAAGUGGUUCUCUCAGUAAAACAACCAGUAAAAACUGCAUCCUGUUUUUUCGCACAAGGUGUUUCAUUUUAUUUUUUAUGGGAAACCAAGGGAAAAGCACAUUGCAAUUCAUUCCAAUGUUUAACUGUUGUGGCUCAUUUUAUGUUUGUUAGCACUUGUGUGACAAAGAGCUCAGAUCCGACUUUGGUUACCAAUGUGUCACUUACUCAACCCAACUAUGCCCUUCGGUAGAAAGAUUUUACUCACGUGUCUACUAGGCAAAGCAGGGUCGAAAACAAUGCCAGCUCCCAGGGGGCCCAUAUGCUCACAGCAGCGUCAGCCACCUUGACGUACCACAUUUGUCUGCAGGUACCAAUAGAAGAAAGAAGAGCAAAAAUAAGGUGGGGGAGCUGCACGUUUACAUGUGUUUAAGCUGUGCUUAAUACACAACUGGAAAGCCAUCAAUCUUCAAAAGGCCUCAGAACUACUUUUAUAAUAAUAACAAGUGCACACUCUUAGUUGGGUUAUUCAAAAUGGCACAAACACGGUCUCCACAGAGGUGGUAUGCUGUGCUUAUUAGCGCAAGUGGGGAGGGGCGGGGGGAUAUUUUUUUCUCACUUGUAAUGACUUCCUAAGGGAAAAGCAUUGGACAGCCAGAGACAGGAGCUGGGGUAGGGGUAGUUUCGUGGGAAAGCAGGACUGAAGUUAGCUUUAGCAUAAAGAGAAAAAUCUUUGUUAUUUAAGUAUGUGUAAUCCAAGAAUAACAAUAGACUCCACCAGACCAGGAGGGCAUGGAUGAGCACUACACAAAAUAACUAACCAUGGUGUGCCCUCUGCUGCAGCUGGCCAAGCACGUGGACUCAGCAGGCUGGGACCGUCUGGACCCUUCAGGACCUGGUCUGUGAGGCUCUGCCUGAGGCCAGGUUGGUAAUACCAGCUUGUGGAAGGGAUUAAUAUUCCCAGAACACUUUAGGGGUGAACCUGGAAGGAUAAAUAAAACUGGUUUUACUGUUAUUAAGUGGUUCUGAGGAUUGAUUUGGGGUGGGGGGGGGCUGUGUUUUUGUUGCUGUUAUUUCGAUGGUAAAAGUACAAACAGCAGGUUUCUUCCCUUCUCAAUUUGGAAACAUUAUACAUGCAGUCAAUUUUCUUUCUCCCAAAAGCUGACAUGUGGAUAAUCAAACUGAGCUAUGUGCCAACAGGAAAGGUCAAAAGGGAAAGGUUACACCAGAAAAGGUGAUAAGGUUACACAACCAGUACAGGAGUUUGACAUCAAGACUGAAGUCAAUCAGGUCAAGGGUUCAGCCCAACUGGGUUACAAGGAAUGAGAGAUGAAAAUUCUUUCUCAACACCUGGGUUAUGGAUUCCAGGAGUGGAAUGGAGUGGAGUGCGAGGGGGAUUGCAGUUCAGACAAACAUCACAAUAGUCUGGUAGUAAAGACGGAGAUUAAGUAAAACAGGUUUUACUGUUUAGCUGCGUUCAGUUACUACAAAGUGUACAUAAAGUAUUAGUCCUUGGAGACUGACAUAAUUAAGGAAUAAGCAAUGUGGUGGGAAACGAUACAGUUAUUGUACACAAGCAUUUGCAAGCUCUUUAUAGGUCCCUGUUUCUUUAAAACAGCAAGAUGAACCAUGAAGCCCCUGGUCUGAUAUCAAGUCCCUAUUGGAUUCUGUGGAUACGUGUAAAAAUGGCCUGUUUAGCCAGAAGACUGGUGAAAACACAUCAGACUUUGUUGUUAGACAGGUGGGGUUUUUUAUUUUAUUAUAUGGAGGUGAAUGUUGGAGAAGUUAAAAUUCCACUUUGUUUUCAUUCAGUAUUAGUUUAGUUCUAAAUAUAGCAAACCCCAUCCUGGUGCUAUCAGAUGACCAGUUACUGCUUAGUUAACUAGGUGUAAAGUUUUUCAUAUACAUUAACGUCAACAGUUUAUUACACGUUGUGUAAAAUAGACACUAGUUUAAUAAUGGGGGAAAAGGAUUAGGUUGCUCCUGAAACUGACUGUAGAGCAUGUAAAAUGAUUUUACUGGAUUCUGUUCAACUGUAAUCAAUGAGAAGAUGUACGUUGUAGACAAAAUUGCAGAAUUAAAAAAAUCUGCUUUUAAUUUAUUCUUUUUGUAUUAAGAAUUUGUAUAGUACCUUUACAUUUUGCAAAACAGUGUUGUCAACACUUAUUAAAGCAUUUUCAAAAUGAA
Molecule: messenger RNA, 6907 nt
Organism: Phyllostomus discolor (pale spear-nosed bat)
Lineage: Eukaryota; Metazoa; Chordata; Mammalia; Chiroptera; Phyllostomidae
Gene: FRMD4A
Product: FERM domain containing 4A
Exons: 23
Coding region: 546-3779 (1077 amino acids)
Biological process (GO): establishment of epithelial cell polarity
Cellular component (GO): bicellular tight junction; adherens junction; cytoskeleton
Source: RefSeq, a predicted model, not a curated record